Messenger RNA from Mesoplodon densirostris (Blainville's beaked whale), 2373 nucleotides. RefSeq names its product cadherin-6. The transcript has 11 exons. The record is from RefSeq and is a predicted model, not a curated record. Gene Ontology annotation, cellular component: plasma membrane; adherens junction; catenin complex. Gene Ontology annotation, molecular function: calcium ion binding; cadherin binding. Gene Ontology annotation, biological process: multicellular organism development; homophilic cell-cell adhesion; calcium-dependent cell-cell adhesion. NCBI's taxonomy places the organism in Eukaryota, Metazoa, Chordata, Mammalia, Artiodactyla, Ziphiidae. The coding region runs from base 1 to 2373 and encodes 790 amino acids.
AUGAGAACUUACCGAUACUUCUUGCUUCUCUUUUGGGUUGGCCAGCCCUACCCGGCUUUCUCAACUCCAUUAUCUAAGAGGACUAGUGGUUUCCCAGCAAAGAAAAGGGCCCUGGAGCUCUCUGGAAACAGCAAAAAUGAGCUGAACCGUUCGAAAAGGAGCUGGAUGUGGAAUCAGUUCUUUCUGCUGGAGGAAUACACAGGAUCCGAUUAUCAGUACGUGGGCAAGUUACAUUCAGACCAGGAUAGAGGAGAUGGAUCACUUAAAUAUAUCCUUUCAGGAGAUGGAGCAGGAGAUCUCUUCAUUAUCAAUGAAAACACAGGAGAUAUACAGGCCACCAGGAGGCUGGACAGGGAAGAAAAACCUGUUUACAUCCUUCGAGCUCAGGCCAUAAACAGAAAAACAGGGAGACCCGUGGAGCCCGAGUCUGAAUUCAUCAUCAAGAUCCAUGACAUCAAUGACAAUGAACCAAUAUUCACCAAGGAGGUUUACACGGCCACUGUUCCUGAAAUGUCUGAUGUCGGCACAUUUGUUGUCCAAGUCACUGCAACUGAUGCUGAUGAUCCAACGUACGGAAACAGUGCUAAAAUUGUCUAUAGCAUCCUACAGGGGCAGCCCUAUUUUUCAGUUGAAUCAGAAACAGGUAUCAUCAAGACAGCCUUGCUCAACAUGGAUCGUGAAAACAGGGAGCAGUACCAAGUGGUGAUUCAAGCCAAGGAUAUGGGUGGACAGAUGGGGGGAUUGUCUGGGACCACCACAGUGAACAUCACGCUGACGGAUGUCAAUGACAACCCUCCCCGCUUUCCCCAGAGUACAUACCAAUUUAAAACCCCUGAAUCAUCUCCGCCGGGUACACCAAUUGGCAGAAUCAAAGCCAGUGAUGCCGACCUGGGAGAAAAUGCUGAAAUUGAGUACAGCAUCACAGAGGGAGAGGGGCUGGACAUGUUUGAUGUCAUCACCGAUCAGGAAACCCAGGAAGGGAUUAUAACUGUCAAAAAGCUCUUGGACUUUGAAAAGAAGAAAGUGUACACCCUCAAAGUGGAAGCCUCCAACCCUCACAUUGAACCCCGCUUUCUCUACCUGGGUCCAUUCAAAGAUUCAGCCACAGUUAAAAUUACGGUGGAAGAUGUAGACGAGCCCCCUGUCUUCAGCAAACUGGCCUACAUCCUACAAAUAAGAGAAGAUGCUCAGAUAAAUACGACAAUAGGCUCAGUCACAGCCCAAGAUCCAGAUGCUGCCCGAAAUCCUGUCAAGUAUUCUGUUGAUCGACACACAGAUAUGGACAGAAUAUUCAACAUCGAUUCUGGAAAUGGUUCAAUUUUUACAUCGAAACUUCUUGACCGAGAAACAUUGCUGUGGCACAACAUUACAGUAAUAGCAACAGAGUUCAAUAAUCCAAAGCAAAGCAGCCGAGUACCACUGUAUAUUAAAGUUCUAGAUGUCAAUGACAACCCUCCAGAAUUUGCUGAAUUCUAUGAAACCUUUGUCUGUGAAAAAGCAAAAGCAGAUCAGUUGAUUCAGACCCUACGAGCCAUUGACAAGGACGACCCUUACAGCGGGCACCAAUUCUCAUUCUCUUUGGCCCCAGAAGCAGCCGGUGGCUCAAACUUUACCAUUCAAGACAACAAAGACAACACAGCGGGAAUCUUAACUCGGAAAAAUGGCUAUAAUAGACACGAGAUGAGCACCUACCUCCUGCCUGUGGUCAUAUCAGACAAUGACUACCCAGUCCAAAGCAGCACUGGGACAGUGACUGUCCGGGUCUGUGCAUGUGACCACCAAGGGAACAUGCAGUCCUGCCAUGCGGAGGCCCUUGUCCACCCCACGGGACUGAGCACGGGGGCUUUGGUUGCCAUCCUGCUGUGCAUCGUGACCCUACUAGUGACAGUGGUGUUGUUUGCAGCUCUCAGGCGACAGCGGAAAAAAGAACCUUUGAUCAUUUCCAAAGAGGACAUCAGAGACAACAUUGUCAGUUACAACGACGAAGGUGGGGGAGAGGAGGACACCCAGGCCUUUGAUAUCGGCACCCUGAGGAAUCCCGAAGCCAUAGAGGACAGCAAAUUACGCAGGGACAUUGUGCCCGAAGCCCUUUUUCUACCCCGACGGACUCCAGCAGCUUGUGAUAACACCGACGUCCGAGAUUUCAUUAACCAAAGGUUAAAGGAAAAUGACACGGACCCCACUGCCCCGCCCUACGACUCCUUGGCCACCUUCGCCUACGAGGGUACCGGUUCAGUGGCUGAUUCCCUGAGCUCGCUGGAGUCGGUGACCACGGAUGGAGACCAGGACUACGAUUACCUUAGUGACUGGGGGCCUCGGUUCAAAAAGCUCGCAGAUAUGUACGGAGGGGUGGACAGUGACAAGGACUCCUAA